AUGCCUUCCACCGUCGUCUCCACCCCCGUCCCCGCCGGCGUUGACCGCAACGCCGUCCUCUCCGCUAUCCACAACCACGACCUGAUGGUCAAGACCCUCUGCCCAGCUCUCAUCUCCUACAACCUCGAGUCCGGCUCCGUCGGCGUCGGCCAGUCCGCCACCUACUCCGUCACCGAUAAGAAGCCCAUCGGCCAGACCACCUACCAGCUCACCAUCACCAACCUCGAGGACGGUGUCGACACUCUCGUCAACGCCAAGCCCCCCGUCGGUACCCUCGUCAUCACCGGCAAGUGGCGUAUCGUCAACGAGGCAGCUGGUCUCAUCCUCCGCGAGGAGGUCGACAUUGAGGCCAACAUGCUCAUGAAGAAGAUGGCCAAGGGCAACGUCGAGAAGACCCACCCCGAGCAGCACGCUGCUCUCCUGGUUCAGGCUGGCAAGGCAUAA
Colletotrichum godetiae is the source of this 444-nucleotide messenger RNA. RefSeq lists its product as uncharacterized. The record is from RefSeq and is a predicted model, not a curated record. The transcript has a single exon. The coding region runs from base 1 to 444 and encodes 147 amino acids. Lineage: Eukaryota; Fungi; Ascomycota; Sordariomycetes; Glomerellales; Glomerellaceae.